AUGAACACUGGCCGUACCGAUCUUAUUUCACCCACAUUCUCACUAUCCACUCCCGCAGACGCCUCUUUCACUCCACACACUGUUGUCAGCGAGGUAGACGACUCGUCAGAGAAGGAGGAUGAACCCACCAUUACCGCCCCGAGUCCUUUCAACUUCACAACACAACAAUAUUCUGCCACUCUAUCACCCGCCAAGCCUGAAAUCAACGUUGGAAAGCGUCGUGGUCACAAGUACAAGCACUCCAGUGUCUCACACCAGAUCUUUAUCGAACCAGCCCCUCGCGCUCCUCUUCAACUACCCGCUUCUCUCCCCGUCCCUACUCGCAAUGAAGUCCAACACAGCAUGACAUCGAACCAAAAGGCCCGUCUAGCUUGGUGCUUCUGCCACUUCCUGAUUGCCGCAUACGUUCAAUGGAGUGCCUCUGGCUCUCUCGCUAUGACAGCUCUUUCGCGCCUACUCUUCUUCGAUGCCGCUGGUGCCAUUACUUGUGUCUUGGUCGAGACUAUGGGAAACUUUGAAGUCUGGAAGCGUUCCAGUGUCAAGCAUCCAUUCGGCCUUGAACGACUUGAUGUGCUUGUUGGCUUUGGACUUGCCGUUUUCAUCGGCUUCAUGGGCCUCGAUGUCUUGUCUCACGGCAUUCAGCACUCGCUCGAAAAUUUGGGAUCUCAUGUUGCCCACUCGCCGCAUGCUCAUCGUCGGAUUUCGGCUGGAUCUGUUGAUGUCGCGGCCCUUCUUGCUAUUGUCGUCACUUUGAUCUCUGCUCUUGUACUCAAGAACCACGCCCGCAUUGGCAAAGCUAUGCGCAUUGAGUUCAUUGCAUGCUGGGGCACUGUCUUGAGCAACCCCAGCCAUCUUAUCACUCUAUUCUGCUCUACACUCCUGCUUCUGCUGCCGCUGCUCAGCAUUCAAGCAUAUCACUGGUUCGACGCUGCCAUGUCCUUCUUCAUUGCAGUCGCCAUGAUUGGUUUGGGUGUUCGCCUAGGCACAUCACUCUCAUCCAUCCUUUUGAUGUCUUACUCGGCGCCUACUGGAGGUGUGACUAUCAAGGACGUUAUCUCCGAAAUCGAAACCGAUAAAUCUGUUUCAGCCGUUCAAGACGCCAAGUUUUGGCAAGUUCACUAUGGACUUUGCAUGGCCAACUUGACUUUGAGAUAUAGAACAGCUGACUAUGGUCUUGACUUGGCUAAGACUAGAGAAAGGAUGACAAGUCUUGUGCGAAACAGACUUGGUGGUGGUUAUGGAUCUGGCGGCCUCAAGUGGGAGGUGUCGGUCCAGUGGAUACCUGAAAGGGAUUGA
Molecule: messenger RNA, 1296 nt
Organism: Aureobasidium melanogenum CBS 110374
Lineage: Eukaryota; Fungi; Ascomycota; Dothideomycetes; Dothideales; Saccotheciaceae
Product: cation efflux family protein family
Exons: 2
Coding region: 1-1296 (431 amino acids)
Biological process (GO): transmembrane transport; intracellular zinc ion homeostasis; zinc ion transport
Cellular component (GO): membrane; Golgi apparatus
Molecular function (GO): zinc ion transmembrane transporter activity
Source: RefSeq, a predicted model, not a curated record